GUGUACGAGGUCGUGCCCUGCCACAGCGACUGCAGCCAGUACGUGUGGGUUACUGAGCCCUGGAGCGUCUGCAAGGUGACCAAUGUGGACUUAAAGGAGAACUGUGGAGAAGGUGUUCAGACAAGGAAAGUCAGGUGCAUGUUAAACACUGUGGAUGGUCCUUUGGACACUGUAGAGGACUAUCUGUGUGAUCCUGAAGAUAUGCCACUUGGGGCUAGAAAAUGCACAUUGCCGUGCCCUGAGGACUGUGUUAUGUCUGAAUGGGGAUCGUGGUCUCGAUGUUCUUUGCCAUGCAAUGGAAGUAAUGUCCGUGAAAGGUCAGCUGAAUCCCUGAGACAACCUGACAAUGGCAAGUCUUGUCCUGCUGCCACCGAAACAGAAGCCUGCACUUUGAACAAAAACUGCUACCACUACGACUACAAUGUGACAGACUGGAGCACAUGUCAACUCAGCGAGAAGGCUGUCUGUGGUAAUGGCAUCAAAACACGGAUGCUCGAUUGUGUUCGCAGUGAUGGCAAAUCGGUUGACCUGAAGUACUGCGAAGAGCUUGGUUUGGAGAAGACAUGGCAAAUGAAUAUGUCCUGUGUGGUGGAAUGUCCUGUGAACUGUCAGCUCUCUGACUGGUCCCCUUGGUCUGAGUGCUCUCAAACAUGUGGCCUUACAGGAAAAAUGAUCAGAAGAAGGACCAUAAAUCAGCCAUUUCAGGGUGAUGGGAGGCCUUGUCCUUCUCAGAUGGAGCAAUUUAAACCCUGUCCAGUAAAACCUUGCUAUCGAUGGCAAUACGGUCAAUGGUCUGCGUGCAAAGUAGAGGAUGCUCAGUGUGGAGAGGGAACACGAGUGAGGAACAUUUCCUGUGUGGUUUUUGAUGGAUCCAUGGAAGAUACUGGCAAAGUAGUAGAUGAGGAAUUCUGUGGAGAAAUAGAGCCUAUUAUAGAUGGCAAUAAGAAGAUGAUACUUGAGGAAACUUGCACUGUCCCUUGUCCAGGGGACUGUUACUUGAGAGAGUGGUCGGAAUGGAGCCUCUGUCAGCUGACCUGUGUUAAUGGGGAGGAUCUUGGCUUUGGAGGGAUCCAAGUCCGAUCUCGGGCAGUGAUCAUUCAGGAAUUAGAGAAUCAACAUCUCUGUCCAGAACAGGCUUUGGAAACAAGACCAUGCAAUGAUGGCCAGUGCUAUGAGUACAAGUGGAUGGCUAGCCCCUGGAAGGGAUCAUCUCGAACCGUGUGGUGCCAGAGGUCAGAUGGUUUAAAUGUCACAGGGGGCUGUUUAGUGAUGCGCCAGCCAGACGCUGACAGGUCAUGUAACCCACCCUGCAGUCAACCCCACGCUUACUGCAGUGAGACUAGAGCGUGCAGUUGUGAAGACGGAUACACGGAAGUUACGUCCUCCGAUGGCACACUCGAACAGUGCACUCUCAUCCCAGUGGUGGUGAUCCCCACCAUGGAGGACAAAAAGGGAGAUGUGAAAACCAGUCGAGCCGUGAACCCCACCCAGCCCUCCAGUAACCAGUCAGGACGAGGAAGGACCUGGUUUCUACAGCCUUUUGGGCCAGAUGGGAGGCUGAAGACCUGGGUUUAUGGUGUAGCUGCUGGUGCAUUUGUUUUACUCAUCUUUAUUGUUUCUAUGAUCUAUCUAGCCUGCAAAAAGCCAAAGAAGCCCCAGAGAAGGCAGAACAACCGACUGAAACCUUUAACCUUGGCUUACGAUGGAGAUGCAGAUAUGUAAAACGUAACUUCUCAUGGUGACAAAUGGAGUCUAAAGUAAUGGAUUGAAAUCAGAAGGUAUCCAAAGCCACAGGGAUUUUCUAUGGAGUGGAUUAAGUGUUUUGACUUUUUCUUUUUUUUCUGUAACUGCGCCAUAGAUAAAGACGGAUGGAUUUCAUAAUGCCUACGGAUAUUCAAGGUAUUAUCGCUUUACUGUAGACCAUCAGCACUGAGAGAGCUGGCAGAAUCACGUUAAUAAGACACUGCAGCUGGAGAUUUGUGGUCUUUCCUGGGUCUUGCAAACUAGAAGCACCACUUCUGUCUCCAGAAUACUGUAGCUGACAUAGCUGACAGCUGGAAGCCCCUGCAACAUUAACCAAGUAUAAUCAGUACGCAUGAAGAGUUUGUACCAAGCUAUCUAUGACUCUUUAUAUUCAAGCGUAACAUAUAUACUCCGUUGAACCAUAUAUAUUACUCUAUC
Molecule: messenger RNA, 2181 nt
Organism: Apaloderma vittatum (bar-tailed trogon)
Lineage: Eukaryota; Metazoa; Chordata; Aves; Trogoniformes; Trogonidae
Product: thrombospondin type-1 domain-containing protein 7A-like
Exons: 13
Biological process (GO): actin cytoskeleton organization
Cellular component (GO): plasma membrane
Source: RefSeq, a predicted model, not a curated record